Messenger RNA from Chironomus riparius, 5562 nucleotides. NCBI's taxonomy places the organism in Eukaryota, Metazoa, Arthropoda, Insecta, Diptera, Chironomidae. The record is from the annotation of a GenBank genome assembly.
AUGUCACACUCAAAUUUUAAACUAAUUCACAAUGAUGAGCCAAUAAAUAGUAAUUUGGUCAUUAUUGUUAACAAAAAUGGGGAUGUUAAAACUGAUACAUUGGCUUUACAGAACUUAUUAACUAGUCGUGAGACUCCCGAUACUGGAGUGACUGUAAUUCGUGAAACAUCACCAACGCCAAGCAUUUCUGAUGAAAUCGAAGAAGAUCGUGUAAAACAAAUUGAACUUUUUCGUCAACAAUACAUUGCUGAUCAUCCAAACGCAAGUGAGGAAGCUGUAGAACAACAAAUUAAGAAAAUUGGUGGGAUUAGUAAUAUUCCUCAUGUUUCAUUAAAUCUGGAAACUUUUUAUGCUCCAGAUCAAGCGAGGAAGUUCGCUAAUGAUGUGCUUCACUUGGGCGGCAUUGAAAAUCCAUCAACUUUAAUGCCAAUUGAUUACAAUUUCCGAAGACAAAUCGUUCAAAAUGAUCACUGUUAUACACCAUUAACAUUAUCACCAAAAGAAUCAACCUCAAAGGAAUCUAAAAAGCCUAAAACUAAGCCUGUGAAAGACAAAAAGGAUGCAAAACAAUCAAAAGCUCGUCAAUCGACAUCAGUUAAUGAGGAAAAUGAAGAUUCAAGUAAUUCUGGUGAUAAUCAAAACGAGGACGACGAGGAAGCAACAGCAGGUGCCGAGGAACAAUCAGAAGAAAGUUUCACAGAAACAGAUGAUGAUAAUGACAUGGACUUUAGUGUAAACGAUCGUUUUGGAAAGAAAGGCAAGAAAAAGCGUAAAUAUCGAAGACAGAAGCAAAAGAGCAUGACAUUUAAGGACUUUCUCGAAGGUACCGGUGAUAUGAGUUCUAUGGACGAUGAGCCUAAGAAAAAGUACGGAAAAUCGUCUAAGAAAGGCCAAAAUCCACGCGUAUCAGGUAAAAAUAUGGGUCCAUCAACAUCCAAAAAUACUCAACAAUCUACAGUAAGGAAAAUUCCAAAUCCAACACAACAAAAUAAGAAUGCAGCACUAAGAAAAGAGAUACAGACACCUCCUAUCUUAACGUCAACUACAUCAAAGUCAAAUAAUUCAACAGCAUCUACUGCUUCUACCGUUAUAGCACAAAUAUCCAUACAAUCAGCAGCUCCAGCAAAAAGUAGCCAAGAGAUCGAGUUUGUAGAAUCAAUUGUAAAGGAUCUUGAAAAGUCAUUUCCAGAAACAAAUAAUAAGAAGGCACAAAUAGUAGUAGUACCACCACCAACAAGCAUUCCAAAUAUAAUGCAAAUGAUGGAAACAAAUACAUCGACAGAAGUAAUUGAUCAAAGUUUAUCGACAUUAGAGCAUAUUGCAGACGGGCAUGUAGGAAUUGAGGAAAUUGGUGAUGCAUUAAUUGCAGCAUUAGGGAACGAGGCAAUUGAUGAGCUUUUAAAUCAAGGAGAUUUAAUGAAUUUUGAUGCAACAGCCACAACAACUCAUGUAAAGCCAGCACAAAACAUUGUCUCUUCAUCAUCUGUACUUUUAUCACAUACAGUCUCACAGCCAAUACUCUCGGACGUAAAUACAUCACCAUUAUCAGCUCAUGGAUCAUCUCCAUUACCAAAGAUUCUUAAUAAACAAGUAACAAUGGGAAAAGAUCCAAUUAAAGUCGUUCGCAAUGGACGUGUCAUUACUUUACCACCAAUAGAAGCACCAGCAACCAGAGGUGCUAAAAGACGUGCUCAAGGUGAUUCCACUUCACCUGUUGGAAAAGUAAUUAAAACUGAAAAUAAUAAAACUCCAUCGACAAAAGAUCCAGAUUCGAGAAAUUCAAGUCGACGUUCAUCACUAAAUAAGAGUGAAAGUGGACGUAAUAGUCGACGACAAAGUACAGCACAAGGAAAUCCAGACGAAAUGGAUGAUAUUAAUUCAGAUGACGAUUCAUGGAAUUCUGAAGAUGAUCCAGAUCGUUUAUGGUGUAUAUGUAAGCAGCCACAUAAUAAUCGAUUUAUGAUUUGUUGCGAUAAAUGUGAAGACUGGUUCCACGGUACAUGCGUGAAUGUAACAAAAGCAAUGGGAAAGGAAAUGGAAAAGAAGGAAAUUAAAUGGCACUGUCCAAAUUGUAAAGCUAAUGCUGGUGCUGUUCUUAAAAAAGAUCCCAAUAAAAAGACAUUAAAUCAACAGAAGCUUACGAAGUUUUUCAGUAAACAUUCGAAAGAAUUGACCGAUGAAGACGUACCAAUUAACAGUGACUCAUUUAUGUGUGCUGUAUGUCAUAAGAAACCAGCACGUACUGAUUCCAUUUAUUGUAGCGAAGAUUGUAUUAGGAAUCAUGCAACAAAACAUUUGGAUGAUAAUACGCAGCCUAAAACGCCUACAACACCGACAUCAUCUACUAAAUCGAAUGCUGCUGAUGGAAAGCGAGGAAAUGUCCUGAAAGAUCAAAGUGGAAAUGUCAUUGUUUACGAUCGAGUCAGUGGAAAGUUGUUAUCAUCGAAAUUAUGGCCGCAUUUCACGAGUUUGGGACAAUGGCUUGGUCAGAAUCCAAAUUGUGAACCAGUAAAGCCUGGAUCACAACAAGCAAAUCAAUUAUUGUCGAAAGUAUCAAAGAAUACACAACAACAACAACCAGUCACUCCAACUGUAUCAUCAUCAAAAGAAGCUAUUACUUCUACUUCCUCUCAUCCACCAACUACGUUACAUGCAGGAACAAAGCAUCAUCACCAUCCAUCAUCAAUUAUUCCAGCAGAUGAAUUAUUCUCGAAUCCAGUUAAAAUUCAUACAGGAGCUAAGGAAGUCGUUCCAGCUCCAGUUUUAAAGAAAUCCAUGUCUGUUCAAAGUCCUGCAAUAGCUCGUUCAAACUCAAACACAAAUAAUAAUGCAAAAAGUACACCAACACGUCCACCAUUAAUUAAACAAUCGAGUGUUUCAUCGUCAACAUCCAGUAAAAGUGUCUCAUCACCAAAAGUACAACCGGAACCGAAGAAAGUAAAACGAGUAGUAUCGGAUGAGAAGCCACAAAGUCAAAGUACGCCGUCAAACAGUAAGUUAAAAAUUGAAUAUGAGAGACAGAAUGUCAGAACAAAUUUAAAAGCAACAUUAAUACAGAGAAUGAAGGAUAUUGAAGACUCGUCAGUUACAAAGAUGAAAGAUGAGGAAAUUGAGAAAUUUGCAAAUUCUAUUGAGCAUGAAAUGUUUCGUUUUUUUAAUAAAGAUACUCGUGACAAGUAUAAAGUUAAAUUCCGUUCUUUAAAGUUCAAUUUGAGUGAUACAAAGAACAAGACAUUGAUUGAAAGAAUAUGUAUGAAAAAAUUGACACCAAAACAGCUUGUUGAACUUCCGUCAUCGGAAUUAGCGAGUAAGGAACUGUCUAAAUGGCGUGAGGAAGAGAAUAAGCAUCAAUUGGAGAUUAUAACAAAAGCUGAACUUGAUGCAUUGGCACAAACCAAAAUGGUUAUUAAGACACAUAAAGGAGAAGAGAUUUUAGAGACGAAAAACGCCUCUGCUGACAUUUCACUUCCAGAUGAUGACAUUGAGGCAGCAAUUGAUAAAACUGUAUUAAGUAUUGAAGAUCCACAUCAUAAAUAUGACCUGAGUCGAUCAAUUUCUUUAAAUGUCAGUGGAAAUCAUUCUGUAAGCUCACCAUUGUCGUCUCCAUCAAUUUCGUCUUCAACUGGACGUAAAUCAGAAUGCCAUCAUAAUGAUUCGCAUUCGAGAAGUCGCAGUAAGUCCAGAGGUCGUGAACAUCACCAUCAUCAUAAAUCCUCAUCAAAACAUAAGAAGACAGAGCAUAGACAUCGAAGUAGAUCUCCAAAACAUCAUCAUAGCAGUCACCAUCAUAGCAGCAGAGAUAAAUCACAUGAACGGGAACAUUAUUCACGUGACAAAAGUAGGGAAAAUCAUCACCAUCACCAUCAUAGAGACAAAAGUAGAAGUAAUGAAAAGGAAAAAACAAACAAUUCCAAGUCUAAGGAUCGCGAGGCAUCGAAAGAUUCCAAAAAACAUCAUCAAACUGCUCAUAAUAAGGACACAAAGGAAGCUGUUUCUAUCAAAAAAGAAAAAGAAGAUCAGUCAAAAGAGAAAAUCGUGAUAAUUCCAGAGAUUAAGCCAGAACAGAAAGAUGUAGACAUUGUGGGUAAAAUCCUUGAUUCUAUGGGCGUUCAUCUUGAUACAAAGCUUAAAACUGAGGAUGAAAAGAUACCAAUUACUGCUGAAAUUAAAUUGGAAGCGACGUGCUUAAAUAAUGAUAUUUUACCAGUUUCUUUGGAACCAGUAAAUGAACAUCAACUUGAAAUUGAAAUAUACAGUGGAAACAUGUAUAUGGCAGAUGUAGCAAAGUUUGAUGUUACUGCCAGUGUCGUGUCAGGCAAUGUUGAUGAUAUAAUCAAGCUGUUUGUUCCACAAAUGGAAAUCGUUGGGAGGAUUGAGCCUAAGACUGUAUGGGAUUAUUUGGGAAAAGUUAAGAAACUUCCAGGAAAGGAACUUGCUGUUAUAAGAUUCUCAUCGACAGAUGAAGCUGCAUACUUCCAAUUAUUCAGUUAUUUGCAUUCAAGGCAACGAUAUGGAGUUAUUAAGUCACCUGCACCGAAUAUUAAGGAUUUCUAUUUGAUUACUGUCGAAGCGACUCGUCCUUUACCACCUGUAUUAUUACCUAUUGUGGGACCUGGAUUUAUUGAAGGAGAUGAGCACAAACCGGAUCUUUUACUUGGAGUUAUUCUUAAAUUAACUCCAGAAGCCAGGAAUGUACAGAAGAAGGUGCCAACAGUAAAGAAGUCUACGAAAACACCCAAACCAGUAGAACAUACCGUUCCAAUUAAAGUUCUUCCUUCAAAACAUAAGCCGCACUCUCAUUGUAGCGGCACAAGCAGUAAAUUAACUAUGGGACUUCCAGAAGUUGAAUCUGGUCACAUGAAAUCUCCUAAAAUAUCUCCAGAUGAUGACGAGCCGUACGAGCCACUUGAUGAGGAUUCCUUAACUCCACCGCAAUCAUAUGCUCAACAUAAAUCAACAGGACAGCAUCAAGCACGUCAUUCAUCAUCAGGAGAGAAAUUAAAUGCAAGCGGUGAUGAUUUAGAGUCACAAAUGGAACUAUUAAAUCGAGAAAUAGAACGACGUCAAAUGGAGAUUCAAACGCUUGCCCAACAAAAGGCACUGGAACUUGAUGAAGAACAGGCAACAAAGAUUUUCGAGCAGAUUAGAGUGCCGCAUAAUUUAUCAGAAAUUUUAUCAACAAUUAAGGCAAGCGAGCCAAAACCUAUGGAAAUUGAUGAUGAUGAUGACGACGAGGAGUAUGUACCGAUAUCAGGAGCUGCAAAAGGCGGAAUGCAUGAAUAUCGUCCAUCAUCAAGCUAUCCUGUAAUGCAGCAACAAGCACCAAUAAUGAGUUCAAUGAUGGAUAUUGACGAACGUAUUAAUUUAUUUAGACAGGAAAUGCCAAUGAAUAACAUGCCAGCAGUUCCUGAGCAACCAAGUAGGCUUGCAUCUAUGUCUGAUGCCGAUUUAUUGGCUUUAGUUCCCGAAGAAGCGCUUCAAGCUCCUCCACCGCCAAUUAUAUCCUCUAAUAGUAUUAGCGAACCAGCAAUACCUGGACUUGAAUAUGAGAUGGAACAAUGA